AUGGAAGCAUUGGUUUAUACGUUCCUUUUAGUUUCGACUUUAGGGAUAAUUUUUUUCGCUAUCUUCUUCCGAGAACCACCUAAGGUUCCGACUAAAAAAUGA
Messenger RNA from Setaria italica (foxtail millet), 102 nucleotides. NCBI's taxonomy places the organism in Eukaryota, Viridiplantae, Streptophyta, Magnoliopsida, Poales, Poaceae. The record is from the annotation of a RefSeq genome assembly.